AUGUCCGGAGGCCUCAUGAAUUCUGCCAAAGUGGGUCAUGUUCAGGGUCGUUCUCGGGGUUUAAGGGAUCGGGCGCCCAGUGGGUCCGAGUUAUGGGCGCUUGGCUUCGACCAGCCCAACCUCCUGUGUCAGUUCUCGUUCUCUUCUGUGCAUCAUGAUGUCGCGUCGUUCUUUGAUCUCCCAACGCAAAACGUGCGACCGGAGAUCUCUUCUGAAGAAUGUCAGACACAACCUAUUCCGAAUUCAUCAGAGGUAUCGAGAAUGGGUCUUUUCCUUUAUGACUAUGUCAUCAACUUCAAUCAAGAGCAUCAUGUUGUCUGGUCGUGUCGUGUCACAGGCGGCGUUGCCGUGUUCGUGGCACUGCGUUACGCAACUUUGGCUGCUUACAUCGUUGAGAUAAUCUACAUCAGCACUCAAUGCGCGACAUAUUUUGCACAAGCAGCGUUUGCCGCAAUCCGCGUUUACGCAAUCCAGCGCGGCCGGUGGCCAUUAUCGGUUGUCGUAAUGGCACUAGGGCUCGUGCCAGUCGCAACCAACAUCUACGCCGUUUCGCAAGUAAAACUCGUCGAUGCCUUCCAAUACUGUCUCCUAGACUCAGCAAUCUCCAUCAACAAUCAACAUAUAUGUAAGGACGAUCCGUACACUUCGGGUGGGCAGAGCACCAGAUCCAUACCGUCGAGCAACCUAAUGCCUCACUACAGGAUCAUAUCUGCGCUCAAUGCGGCCAAUAUUGUGACCAAUCUGCUAGAAGGGACGGGAAUAGACAUCACGAUGCCAGUCGAGAUUUUUAGCACUGUGUUAUUGUGCCGUUUCUACCUGAACCUGCGCCGAGUCGCCGACAAGGAUGAUCCCGUUGGACCGGCUGCAUCGAUAUCGUCCACGACAUUCUCUUCAAGGAUUACUGGGAACAUGGGGGAGAUGCUGGAGUUCGGAUCAUAUCUUCCCGACGACCUCAGCCUGAAUAGCGACGCCGACGCUAUGGAGCAGCAGACGCACGACGCAGUCGAGCAAGAGGAAGGGAGGGUAGAGUAUAGGUCAAGCCCGGAGGAUACCUUGGGCUCUGAGGAUGGGGCGUCCAACCAGAAGGCCUGGCAGCGCCUGGAAGCGGAAAUAUCAUCCUCAUCCUGA
This is a messenger RNA of Postia placenta MAD-698-R-SB12, 1128 nucleotides long. RefSeq lists its product as hypothetical. The record is from RefSeq and is a predicted model, not a curated record. Bases 1 to 1128 code for a protein of 375 amino acids. The transcript is spliced from 12 exons. Lineage: Eukaryota; Fungi; Basidiomycota; Agaricomycetes; Polyporales; Adustoporiaceae.